Molecule: messenger RNA, 1416 nt
Organism: Neoarius graeffei (lesser salmon catfish)
Lineage: Eukaryota; Metazoa; Chordata; Actinopteri; Siluriformes; Ariidae
Product: C-X-C chemokine receptor type 5
Exons: 2
Coding region: 18-1136 (372 amino acids)
Biological process (GO): immune response; G protein-coupled receptor signaling pathway; chemotaxis
Cellular component (GO): membrane
Molecular function (GO): chemokine receptor activity
Source: RefSeq, a predicted model, not a curated record
GAAACCAGAAUGAAAAAAUGGUCUCGAAGAAGAUGAUUAACAUAACAGAGCAUAUGGUUUAUGAGUAUCCAGAUUACCAGAGUUAUGACUAUGAAAAUAUCACAGAGAACAUAAGCCAUGACGACUUCACCUGUGACACUGAAAAAGACCCCCUGCUUUUGUACCAUACUGUGAUCCAGCCACUAGUCUACAGCAUGGUGUUUCUGCUAGGCCUCUUAGGAAAUGGCCUCCUGCUGAUGGUCCUGCUGCAGUGUCGUGCUCGCCUACGCAUGACUGACAUCUACCUGCUGCAUUUGGCCCUGGCUGAUCUCCUCCUGCUCUUUACCUUACCUUUUGCAGUGAUCCAGAUACUUAGAGGUUGGCUGUUUGGGAACUUCCUGUGCAAGCUUGUAGGCCUGUUGAACCGCCUAAAUCUGGUGUGUGGGAGUCUCCUCCUUGCAGGCAUUGGUUUUGAUCGCUACCUUGCCAUUGUUCAUGUUGUCUCCAGCCUCCAGACCCGUCGACCUCAAAUGGUUCACCUCAUCUGUGCUCUGCUCUGGCUAUUUUCUUUUGCUCUCUCGAUGCCCAACAUAGUAUUUCUUUCUGUGGAACCCAGAAGGAAUGACCAUACAUGGCUACAAUGUCACUUCAACAACCAUGGUAUCCAUGCUUACAACUGGUUACUCGUUAGUCGGAUGCUGACACACCUAUUGUGCUUCCUCUUGCCCUUAGUCAUCAUGGGCUACUGCUACACCGCUGUGGUGUUCACCCUGUACCACAGUCACCAGAGCCUGGAAAAGCAGGGGGCUAUUCGUCUGGCUAUGGUAGUAACCCUGGUUUUCUGCUUGUGCUGGUUACCCUAUAACAUAACCCUUUUUGUGGACACCCUUGUGAGGUUAGGGAUUCUGUCUCAGAAAUCCUGUCAGACUCGCAGUGCACUGGCUCUGAGUCUGAUGGUGACUGAGAGCAUUGGUUUUAUUCACUGCUGCCUUAAUCCAACCCUUUAUGCCUUUGUAGGGGUGCGUUUCCAGAAUGAGCUCCUGAGAUUGCUGAAAAAAUGUUUCUGUGUCUGUUGGCCCCUAAUAUGCACCAGAUGCUUCAGCAAGAUAUCUGUCUCAGACAUGGCUACCACCACCUCCACUAGCCAGUAUAUAUGAGCACAGACCAGCGAAGAAACUUGCUGAAAGUAUGCAAUCAUUCAAUCAUGAGGUUUUUUCCCCUAAAUAAAUAAAACACUUUUUUUGAACCCGUGAACCAUCUGUCUGCCUUACAUAUUUAGUUAUGCAGUGAUGCAAUGUUGAUAAGAAAAUUUACAGAGCAUGCAUGAGUGUGUAGGUUUAUCUGAAUGUGAUCCUACUUUAACAUUUCCCAUAGCUAGUGAGUGCUCUUCAAAGUAAUAUUUGAUGCAAGAUAAUAAAAGACAUACAUAAGAGAUUA